AUGUCAUGCUCACGAAUCUCGAUAUACUUAACCCCCUCCCCACCUCCUCGUCUCCUUCUCCGGUCUCCCAACCGAGAGAGGGUGUUGUCGCCAUUGUCGCCUCCUACUCGCAAGCCGCAUCCGCUGAUCCGCAUCCGCUAGGGCUUAAGGUUAGGAUCUCCCCUCUCGCGUAACCACGCCGCGAUGUGGUGGAGGGCGGUGGCUAGGGCUCGCCGGCGGGUCGCAGGGGCGCGGCCGGUGUCCACGGCGGCGGGGGCGGAGAAGAGCAGCCGUGCCGUGUUAGUACCGAGGUUCGGCGGGCCGGAGGUGCUGGAGCUGAGGCAAGGGGUGCCCGUGCCCGAUCUGAAGCCGGGGGAGGUGCUCGUGCGCGCGCGCGCCGUUUCCAUCAACCCCCUGGACUUGCGAAUGCGGUCUGGUUAUGGCCGUUGCAUAUUCGAGCCACUCCUACCUCUGAUCCUUGGCCGGGACAUCAGUGGUGAAGUUGCAGCCACAGGGACUUCCGUGUCAUCAUUUUUUAUCGGGCAAGAAGUGUUUGGUGCAUUGCAUCCAACAGCCAUGAGAGGGACUUGUGCUGAUUACGCAAUUCUUUCACAGGAUGAGCUUACUCCUAAACCAUCGAUGCUCACUCAUGUGGAGGCUAGUGCGAUUCCAUUUGCUGCGUUGACUGCGUGGCGUGCUUUACAUGGUACUGCUGGAAUUUCUGAAGGACAAAGAGUACUUGUGAUUGGUGGAGGAGGAGCAGUUGGGCUAUCUGCUGUUCAACUUGCGGUAGCUGCAGGGUGUAGUGUUUCAGCUACCUGUGGAGCCCAGAGUAUCGAGCAAGUUUUGGCAGCUGGUGCUGAAAAAGCUAUUGAUUACACUUCUGAGGAUACUGAAUCAGCAGUUACAGGAAAGUUUGAUGCUGUGUUAGAUACUAUAGGAGUACCUGAAACUGAAAGAAUUGGCAUUAAUCUUCUGAGGAGAGGUGGACAUUAUAUGACCCUUCAGGGAGAAGCAGCUGCACUAGCAGAUAGAUAUGGAUUAUAUGUGGGACUUCCUGCUGCUACUGCUACUUUACUAAAGAAACAGAUGCAAUAUCGUUGUUCACAUGGAAUAGAGUAUUGGUGGACAUACAUGAGAGCUGAUCCUGAAGGUCUUCAUGAGAUCAGGAGGCUGUCUGGAGCUGGGAAAUUACAGAUACCUGUGGAGAAGACUUUUCCUAUCAGCCAAGUCAGAGAAGCUCAUGAGGCCAAGGAGAAAAAGCUGGUGCCUGGCAAAGUGGUCCUAGAGUUCGACUAGUGCUAGCAGGAUUUUGUCUGACAGGCACAUGAGGACUGUACGUUUCAAAAAAUUGCAAGGAAUGUAGUUCUUUUUUUUCUUCGAAAAAUUUGUGUCGAUGCCCUACAAAUUUACUUGUUCUCUAGACACAGGUUACGAUAUCAUGAUUGAGUGUAAAUGCAGUAAAUAAUGAUAUAUGGUACGGAAAAGACUUGUUUCAAAGGAUCCAAUCAUUUUUCUUUUCA
Messenger RNA from Brachypodium distachyon (stiff brome), 1502 nucleotides. Its product is annotated as reticulon-4-interacting protein 1, mitochondrial. Gene Ontology annotation, molecular function: oxidoreductase activity. Bases 184 to 1278 code for a protein of 364 amino acids. The record is from RefSeq and is a predicted model, not a curated record. The transcript has 7 exons. Lineage: Eukaryota; Viridiplantae; Streptophyta; Magnoliopsida; Poales; Poaceae.